This is a messenger RNA of Passer domesticus (house sparrow), 2750 nucleotides long. RefSeq lists its product as uncharacterized. The record is from RefSeq and is a predicted model, not a curated record. Gene Ontology annotation, cellular component: cytoplasm. Lineage: Eukaryota; Metazoa; Chordata; Aves; Passeriformes; Passeridae. The transcript has 16 exons. Bases 1 to 1743 code for a protein of 580 amino acids.
AUGCAGGAUGACAAGCUGCAGUUCCUGGAGAGCAUCCGCAGCCUGUGCAGGAGCGCCACGAACCGUGGCUCGUUAGCAGGCCUGGAGUGCUUCUGCCGCAGACAUGAGCUGGCAGAGAAGGUCGAGGCGCUGCUGAGCGAGGAGCCCCAGAAGCAGAUGCGCACAGAGCUGCAGCUGCUUGCCAUGCUGGCCAUCACCCAACUGAGCUCUGUGCUGCCCGAGCUGCUGGACAACACACAGCUGAUCAGCUCCUGCUUUCGGAGUGUUCUUCUUCUUCCUCCAGAAGAGGAAAUGACGGGCCUGGAGGCUUCCCUCUACACUCAGACCGUGGAUGCCAUGGACAUCAUGCUGAAGGCUGUGGUGCUCAAAUGUGGCGAGGUGCUGCAGGACGUCUUGGAGGUGCUGCUCACCUUCACCAGCUCUGAGAGAGCCGUUGUGCGGGAGAGGGCCUUGCAGAGGAUUUGCAGCCUGAGCCAUUGGCUGGCCAGCUGUUCCACUCUGGAGGCUGGUCAAAAUGAGGAUAGAGAUGAUGCCUGUGGACAGAUCCAGAUCCCAGUCCUUGGGAAGUUGUUUGGACGUCUCAUCCUCAUGGCAUUUGAGGAAGAAAAGGCCAACCAUGUGGCUCUGGAUGCUCUCUACGCCCUCCUCAAUGUCAUCUGUCAGCAGCAACGUGUGACACUGCCAGAGGACAAUGCACAGCUCCAAGCACACUGGGAAGAUGGGAUCAGCUCCUCACUUCAUUCUCCCAAUGCCAAGGACUUCAUCGAGGCUGUUGGAAAAUACCUGGGACCUUCUGAGAGGACAUACAUCAUCCUCUCAACCAUUACGAUGUUCCGCUACUCAUCUCCCUGCAAUCAUCAGGUGGCUCUCAGCAUGCUGGAGGUGAUUGGGAGAGAGCCUGACUGGUGGCUGACGGAUGUGCCAAAAAUCAUGAGCCACAUCUACCACACUGGGGUGGUCACGGACAUCCAAGUCCAGCACAGCCUCCACUGCCUGCUUCUCUUGGUGGCUGACAGGAGUCCUGGGCAGGUGGUCACAACACUGCUGCAGAUCGCCCCACGAGGAGAUAGGAAUGCCCUCAGUUUGUGGGAGGUGAUGUUCUCAGUGCCCCAGACGGUAGAGAAGGUCUUGAAGGAGCUUCGUGUCCAACUCCAGGACCUGAAGAAUGGCAUUUUCCGCACCUUUCCUGAAAACGACUGCCUCUCUUACUUGGCUCUGCUGGCCUCCGAAGAUGUGCAAGAGGAGGAAUUCGCUCCAUUGUACAAAACCUGCAGGUUUCUGCUGUAUUCAGCCAACAGCACAGACAGAGAGAUAACCUCCCUGCUGCUCAGGGCCCUCAUCACACUGUCCAACAGAGAGGACAGGGCAAGAAAAAUGAAGGUGCUGCUGCCAGACCUGAUGAACCUGUUGCGGCAGAACUGCACGUCUCUGGUGAUGAUGGCCCUGAUGGUCCUCCAGAACAUGAUGAAGUGCUUGAAGAGGACCGAGGCCAGUUCCAUUGCUGCAGAUGUGGCGAGGAUACUCUGGUACCACUUUGAUGAGGAGGAAAGCUGGGUGCGGGAGAGCUGCAUCAGCUCCUUCAGAGACCUGGUGAGGACAGUGGUGGGGAAGGAGAAGAAGUGGAUGAAGAACUUCGUGCACACUGUCCUGGCCCCACUCAUCCUUCGCAUGAACGACGAGGCCCCCAAAGUGGGCCAGGUACUGAUGUCAAGGCUGAGCAGUGACACAGAGAGGGGUGGCUGACAUUCCCUGGGGCUCCGGGGCACUGGGCAGCACCCCCAGCACAGACCCUGGGAAGGGUCCCUGCAGAAUCAGUGCAGCAGGGCUGGACAAGCUGGCACGGCCAUUCCCAACCCCUGCCCUGCCUACUGCAGCACGGCUCAGCCCCAGCCCAGCACCACCAAGGUGUGGGAUGUGUGCUAUGUGGUCCCCAAAGGUGUUGGAGAGCAGGGAUUUGAGCCUCUAUCCCUGUACCUAGGGGCCAUUCCCAGAUGCUUUGGCAGGGGCGUGUCCCAGCUCCCUCAAGGCAGAGGCACCUUUCGCAGGCCCUGGAGCCAUGUCCCAGCUUCUGCUGUUCCACAGGCCUCCAGGAAUGCCCUCCUUGCCAUCGCAGAGCUCCUCAAGUGGAAGGAGAUGAAGCAUGUGGUGAAGACAUGGCAGACCUGGAAGAUGGCUGAGUGCUUGAUGAAAAAGGACAGCAGCAGGGCUGAGCAGUACCUUCUUCAGAGCCUGAAGUACCUGAAGGACCCUCAGGAAUGCGUGCGAGACUCGACUAUCAGGUUCAUUGGGACCAUCAUGCGGCAUGUCAAGGACCAAAGCACGGAGGUGCCUGCUCUGAUUGUCAGAGAACUUCAGGCCUUGGAGAAAGAUGGCUGUGAAUUCAUCUGUUGCCUGGCAGCUCAGACCAGCUUGAUCCUGAGCAGGCUGAGGGAGCAGCAAUCACCAGCAGGGUCCCGAUGCUCUCUGUGGUGCUGGCACCACUGAGCUGGGGGCCUCUUGUGUCCAGAGUGGCACAUUCAGGCAAGACUGAUCAGGAACACCCUCCCACUGAUUCACAAGGUGUGCAGAAAGGACUCCUGACUUCCUGAGGUUCUUAUCAGAGAAGGCUCUGGGAGUGGUUGGAUCCAGGCUUGGUCAGCACUUCGUCAUACAUCAUUGAGCCUGGACAUCACAUUGUUCUGAGGAUUAUGGUUGGCAAACCAACUAUAGCUGUACAUAGUUUAUUUGUAAAUAAAGUUAGCUUUAUGUUU